Heterocephalus glaber (naked mole-rat) is the source of this 3149-nucleotide messenger RNA. The record is from RefSeq and is a predicted model, not a curated record. NCBI's taxonomy places the organism in Eukaryota, Metazoa, Chordata, Mammalia, Rodentia, Bathyergidae.
CUUUUCUCACUCGCCGGCCCGAGACCUCUCCCCUUCCUACCCUGCAUCGACUGCAGCUGGUCUGCGGCAGGUGGUGCCCAACGCGGGGCAGGAGAAGGAUUUAGAGGAACAAGCAGCUCGAUAUCACGAUCCUGAUUGGCCACCUUUGCAGCCCACAGCUUUGUGCAGCCCUAAAAAAUCUAAAGUUCUGCCCCGCUCCUUUAGCCCGGAGCUCGCCUCAGCCCCGCCUGCGCUGGCGACUGCUGCUUGUGACCUCAUUCAGGUGUGACGAUGUCGCUCAGAGCCGUCUUUGAACUACAAGGGAGUUUGAUCUUUCCGGGGGCAGGAAGGGCACGCAACUUGUCAUCAACCAUCGACUGGUGAAGAGGAGGCGGGCAGACUUGACACGGAAGUGACGCCACAAACUAGCGCCAAGGAAAAGGUGAGUGUGGUGUCAGUGAAGGCCAUGGCCCCUCGACGCCUCCUGUUGGUUGGGGAGGGGAAUUUCUCCUUCGCUGCCGCUCUGAGAGAGACCAUGGAUCCGCGCUCUAGCCUAACCGCCACCUGCCUCCAACACCUAGCUGAUUUAGCCCGGGAUCCAGUGGCUUGGGAGAAUCUGCAGCGCCUGCGCGAAAGAGGUACUGAGAUACGUUUCGGUGUGGACUGCACCCAACUGGCAAAUGCCUUUGAACCACACAACAGGAAAUUUGAUAGAAUUUAUUUUAAUUUUCCUCACUGUGGACGCAAAGCUGGAGUAGCUAAGAACAGGGAACUGCUUGCCAAGUUUUUCCAGAGCUGUGCAUAUGUUCUUGCAGAGGAAGGAGAAGUUCAUGUGGCAUUGUGUAGAGGACAAGGUGGUACUCCUGCAGAUAAACCCCAGAGAGAAUGGCACAACAGUUGGCAAGUGGUUGCCAUGGCAGCUCUGGGGGGUUUCAUUUUAAGUGAUGUGCUUCCCUUCAGCUGUGAUGCUGUGCCAGGGUACAAGUGCACUGGAUAUAGAAGUCAAGAUAAAUCCUUUCAUGUAGAAGGUGCUCUGAACCAUAUCUUUACCCAGAGCUUACCCUUUGAAGGUUCUCAACCCAGAAUCUUCAGAAUCAAGCUAGGAGACAAGUGGUUUUCCCUUCUAGAACCAGAAGCACUUGCAGGAAAGUUGAACAGGGGUUUCCUGGAAGCAUCUUCAUGCCAUCCUAUCAAAACCAUAAAUGAGAAACUCAUUGCUGAAUUGGGCACAGCUUUCCCUCUGAAAAUGCUGAAGUGUUCCUGGCCCCUGCUGCCACAGGAAAGCACCAGUGUUUUCCCUUCCUGGAACUGUGACAUUCUGUCUGCCUUUUGGAUUAGUCUCUGUGAAGAUAACUUAAAUUCCAAGUCUACGACUGAUGAAAUAACACAAGAAAUUGAGGACUCUCUAGUAUCAUUUUCAGAACUUAGCCUUCCCAAGAGUCCUAGAGGAGAUGGUAAUGAAGAAGCUCCUGAAGGAAUCCAUGGACAAAUCAAGGUCUGCCUUAGAUUUUCUCUUCUAGUUCAUGUUCAGGCUGUCAUUCAAGCACCAGACUUCCUCCCAGGUUCUUUGCACAUCCUCAGUGGACUUGUUUUUCGGAAGUGCCAUAUUUUGCCAUUCACAAUGCCAGCAUUUCAUGAGACUUUAAUUAUCCUUGGGGUUAAUCAGAAUCUGAAGCAUGACUGUCUUUUAUCAUUGCUGGAUCACCUAAAAGGCAUUCUAGAUAGCCUUUUGAUCCAGACACCAUUGGAGGAUGCUAAGAUGAGCAGUUCAGUAGAGUUUGUCCUUCAUCCAAAUGGAAAAGAUUAUAUGAUUCAGGUGAAGUCUCCUAAUUUUGGCCCAGAUUAUGUCAAAGAUCUUAUUAUUGGGGCUGUCAUCACAUCUGCUACAACCAUUACACAUAAGGAUCAAUGUUUUGUGAUUGUAUCUAUAAACUUGGACUUAUUAACUAUGGUUGUUUGGGAUAUCUCUGACUGGAGAAUGUUGUGGACCUUUGAUAACCGUUUCCUGAAAAAUUUUGUCCCUGAGAAAAUAGUACCCUUUAAAAGCUAUUCCCUGUAUCCUCCAUGCUAUGUGCAUGACAUUAGUUUUUGGUUAGAUGAGAAGAAAAGAUUUGAUGAACUAGAGUUUCACACUGUGGCCCGAGCAGUGUCCCAAGACACUAUUACAUCCAUACAGUUACUUGGUCGUUUUCAGGAUCCAAGGACUGGACAGAUCAGCCUAUGCUAUAGACUGACCUACCAGACAUGUGAUAAGGCCCUUACACAGCAACAGGUAGCAUUAAUGCAGUGCCAGUUUAGAAAAGAGAUUCAACAACAGCUACGUGUUACACCACGAUAGUUUAGUAAAUUCAUUUCCACAGUAUGAUCCUUCAUUGUAUUCAGAUGAAAAAGAGUAACUUGCAAUUGGUUGGGUGUCCUCUCUGGACUAUGUUUUGUUUUUAAAUCUUUUUCUCUGUGUGUAUUAGCACUGUUGGUUGAUAAAAGAUAACUGUAACUGUAUCACUCAGAUUUACAGACUGUAAUAUGAUUGGGGAUAUUUGUGGAGUUGUACAGUAUUUUGAUCUUGAAUAAUAGACAAUCCCCACCCCCAAACAAAACAAAACAACAGUUUCCUGUACUUUAGUGCUCUGUUGCUGAAGAGGCAAUAGAACUUAGAUGUCUAAUCAGAUAUAUUUAUAAAUAUAUUUUCUACAUUGUCAGUUCUGGUUCCCUUAACUGUAUUAUCACACUAAACUUAUAAGGUUGGUUUUUGGGAUAAGGCCAACAUUUAUGAGCUUUGCAGGUGUUUUAUAAUUUAUGUUAUUAUUAUCAUGAUGUCACCAUGCCUUUUCUGUAGUUGACUUAUUAAAGUCAUGGAACCAAUAAGUGUCAAAUUUAGGAUUAAUAUUUGGGUUGGACCCUCAAACGGUGGUGAACUUAUGGCAUGUAUUUCGCAGUGAGCUAUUUGUAUCACUGAACGCUCUGAAAGGUUUGCUAUCGCUGCUCUAAAGCCAUGUUCUUCCUGCUACUUUCUGUUACUUUUCCUUCCUUAUUCUUGGUCAGCAGGAAAAGGAUAUAUAUGAUAUAUCCAAACUGCAUGUUUAACCUGAUAAGUAGUGACUGCAUAUGGGAAUUGAGUAAUAGGAUCAAUCUCUUUCAAUACUUGGGAAAUUAUAUUUAGUGUGAAAUCA